Messenger RNA from Truncatella angustata, 6164 nucleotides. RefSeq lists its product as uncharacterized. The record is from RefSeq and is a predicted model, not a curated record. Bases 380 to 6091 code for a protein of 1903 amino acids. NCBI's taxonomy places the organism in Eukaryota, Fungi, Ascomycota, Sordariomycetes, Amphisphaeriales, Sporocadaceae. The transcript is spliced from 7 exons.
CAUGGUGGAGAAUGUCUGAAUCUCUGGACGUCAUUUGAAAGGGACCCUGGCUUUGUGCCAGAAUAUUUUUGUUCAAAUCAUAUUCUCAUCUUAGUCAAUCAUCCCAAUUAUACGUUCAAUUCACGAGAACAUUACUGUUUAUUCAUUGGUAAAACACAUUUGUUUGUUCUUCCGUGUAAGCGUUGCUGUCGUCUUAGUUACGCAUCUUUCCGAUACCCAUUUGCAUUAUCGUACACAAACCAACCCAAUUGACUUGGCCAUCUCUGCAACCUCCGGGAUCGAAGUUCGAAUAUUCUAAAUGAGAGGCAAUAAAUCCAACCUUUAGGAUAUCCCUCGAGAGCAUACCUCCAGUGAUCCACAGGUAGAGCACAAAAAUAGUAUGAAUAAUUUCGAGGGAGUUGCCUUUUGCUCUACUCGAAUCGACCCAAUCUCACAAGUCCAGUUCGCCGACUACUCCAAGGUCAAUUACAUGAAUCAAUUUGACUCUGAUGACGAGGCUGCUCAGCAUAAUGAACACAUAGUAGAUCACGAGCCCAACGGCGGUGCCGGCGACGUAGGCGAAAGCUCGUCACCGAGUCCCGUUGGGCAGACGAAUACUGAUGCUGAGUGGCCUGACGACGAAUGGGGCGCUCCCAGUUCUAGCACCAAGAAGAAGAACCGCAAGGAUAAGAAAAAGAAGAAGCAGUUUAUAGAAGAAGACCAAGUAACAGAAAAGCCUCAGUCACCUGCUAGCUCUGCACCAGAUACUGAAGAGUUCAAACUUGAUGUUCCUGCUUCUGCCGAUGGCCCCAAAGACGACGACGAGGGGAGUGGAUUAUCGUCGCCGACUAAAAAGUCGAAGAAGGCAAAGAAAAGCUCCAAGAAGAAGGCGGGAACUACUUCUAGUCCAGCGCCAACCAGUGAAGAGCCUAAAGAAGACACACCUGUUACGGCGGAUCAACCAGAUCCUGAACGACAACCUCCUGUGGAUGCGCCCAAGGACGACGAGGAUGAGUCGCACACAUCUGGUAAAAAAUCAAAGAAGAGCAAAAAGGGUUCCAAGGUGAAGAUCGAAAAGGAAAAGGAAAAGUCAGACAAAGCCAAGUCUGGGGGAAAGAAGACCAAGAGUGUUUCUUUUGCAGACCCCCCUGCUGAAUUUAGAUCAGAGGAGACCGACAAAGACCCCGCUGACAAGUCGGGAAGCAGCCCGCCCCCAGUGGAGGAACCAGCCAGUGAUGCCAACAAGGAAGUUUUAGAGCCGUCAGGCGAGUCAGCUCCCACAGACCAAACACCGCCAGCAGAGAGCAGUGACAACAAAGAGGACCGCUCGCUCCCAACUGAGCCGGCUGCAGAAUCUGCCCCCGAACCCGGUCCUGAACCAACUCCGGAGGCAGCAGCAGAGUCAGCAGUAGAGCCAGCACCUGAACCAGCAGCAGAGCCAGCAGUAGAGCCAGCAGUAGAGCCAGAAUCAGAGCCAGCAUCUGAGCCGGCACCUGAACCAGCAUCUGAGCCGGCACCUGAGCCAGCAGUAGAGCCAGAAUCAGAGCCAGCAUCUGAGCCGGCACCUGAACCAGCAUCUGAGCCAGCACCUGAGCCAGCAGCAGAGCCAGCAGUAGAGCCAGCAGUAGAGCCAGCAGUAGAGCCAGAAUCAGAGCCAGCAUCUGAGCCGGCACCUGAACCAGCAGCUGAGGCAGCACCUGAACCAGCAUCAGAGCCAGCAUCUGAGCCGGCACCUGAACCAGCAUCUGAGACAGCACCUGAGCCAGCAGUAGAGCCAGAAUCAGAGCCAGCAUCUGAGCCGGCACCUGAACCAGCAUCUGAGCCGGCACCUGAGCCAGCAGUAGAGCCGGAAUCUGAGCCAGCAUCUGAGCCGGCACCUGAACCAGCAUCUGAGACAGCACCUGAGCCAGCAGUAGAGCCAGAAUCAGAGCCAGCAUCUGAGCCGGCACCUGAACCAGCAUCUGAGCCAGCACCUGAGCCAGCACCUGAGCCAGAAUCAGAGCCAGCACCUGAGCCAGCACCUGAGCCAGAAUCAGAGCCAGCAUCUGAGCCAGCACCUGAGCCAGCAGCAGAGCCAGCAGCAGAGCCAGCAGCAGAGCCAGCAGCAGAGCCAGCAGCAGAGCCAGCAGCAGAGCCAGCAGCCGAGCCAGCAGCCGAGCCAGCAGCAGAGCCAGCAGCCGAGCCAGCAGAAGAGCCAGCAGAAGAGCCAGCAGCCGAGCCAGCAGAAGAGCCAGCAGUAGAGCCAGCAGUAGAGCCAGCAGCAGAGCCAGCAGCCGAGCCAGCAGAAGAGCCAGCACCUGAGCCAGCAGUAGAGCCAGCAGAAGAGCCAACAUCUGAGCCAGUAGUAGAGCCAGCAUCUGAGACAGCAGCAGAGCCAGAACCUGAGCCAGCAGCAGAGCCAGCAGCAAAGCCAGAAAUGAAACCCGAGAAAACACAGUCAACCACGGAUGAGAGCCAAAAAGACGACGGCGUACCUGCUGAAACCUUGAGCACAGAGCUGAUCGCCUCAGACGCUCUUAGUUCUAAUGAUACCGCCCCUACGCAAGAGAAAGAAAGCUCAGAUGCCGACGAACCCGGCCGAGAGCCCAGCAAUAAUGAGUCGGUUGACAGCUCCGAUCAAGACAUAGUUUUCGAAAGUGACAACAAGGUCGAAGAGGCAUUAGCACCGACCGCUCAGCCUGAUGCACUUGAAAACAGCACUAUCGAUACCGACUCGGAUCUGGGUGAUACUGCUGAUUCCAGUCCUGUUGAUCAACUUCUGGGCGACAAUGCUGUUAUAGAUAGCAUGCCUGACUCUGCAGACUCUGCAGAGUCGACCAAUGAAGUUUCAGAGCAUGCGGAUGGUGACGCUGGACAUCCUGAAGACUCCCAGGAAGACGGUCCUGAUAUGUCUGAUAAGGAUGUUGUUGACAGCUCAUCGCAAGAUCUCUUGAAGCCAGAAGAGAGUGUAGCCGAAGUAGCGGUUAAAGAAAAUGAGCCUGCGGGCGCUGACGAUAUUGACAUUGCUCAAUCAGAUGUUGCUGCAGCGCCCCCAGAAAAUGCUGCCACGGUGGAUACGGCCAUAGAAGACGCUCUACCAACCACCAAGUCGAAUAUUGCGAACGAAGAAUCUCCGGCAACUGAUAUUCAGCCUCAAAUUGAGAACAGGCUUGAGACUGCCAGUCCUGACAUUCCAAUCGAUGUGGACGAGGAUUCGGUAAAAGGUUCGGAUCAUGCGCAAGAGAGUUCGGACACUGUCGAUCCGAUUGUUGAUGAGGCCUCAACAGACUUGAAGAAGAGUGUUAGCGAUGAACAGCUAGAAGGAGGCGACUCCGAUGCAGAGACACCAACGAAUGCGGAAAAAGGCACCGAUGGUAGUGAUCACGAUACCCCUGUUACUGAAACGGAGCCUGAAAUAGCCGUCAGCGACGAAGUGGGCGAAGAGGAGCCUGCACCCACUGCUGAAGUCCCCAUUACUGAGCCUGAAGCUGAUGAAACUGGCGAAGUGGACGAAAAUGACACAGCCAAAACAAAACCUGAUGCUCAAAGUCAGGAGCACUCGGCUGUUACCGAGACCCCCGAUCAUACGCCACUCCCCAGCAAAGAGGUUACAGAGGAGCAAAAUAGUGCCGAAGUCGUUCAAAUCGAGAAUGAUGGCAAUCUAGCCUCCACAAACGACACAGAGGAGUCAUCAGAACCAUCAGAAGAAGAGGAGCUUGAGAAGGAGUCCGAGGAGACUGGUCCACCGCCUGAAGCAGAAGCAGUGGUCAAAGAGAAUGAUACUCGAGCUCAAUCAGAUGCACCCAUUCCCGAGGCCGAUGUUAACGAAAACUCGAAUGACAGCAUGCCAAGCCCUUCAGAACUCGGGAAGGGCGAAGCAGACCUGCCAAAUGGAGAAGUCAGCGAAAAAGCUGCGACCGAGCCUGCAGAUGUGGAUGUUAAUGAGCCACAAAAGGACGAAGAAUCAGGCGACGCUAUUAAGAACUCUGACGGCCAGCCCAUAUCUUCUCAGGAAACAGAGGUUUCUGACGCUCCCGUUCCGACCGGUAAUGGUGAUGAUACUGGACUUGAAGAGACCUUCGACACUUCAGCUCCUGAACCGGCGCAGGAAGCCAGUGAGGAGCCCUUGGCAGCCGAAGUGGAAGAGAAGGAGCCAUCUUCAGUGGUCGAGUCGGAGCAGGUUGAGCAGCCCGACGAAGGUACAACGUCAGACGAUGCUCCAGCUGUUGAGCUGGUCUCAGAAAGCUACCCUAACGAAGAAAACGACACAGGCGAUCGGCAAGAUUCUCAUAAUACUCCCGAGAAGGAAGACACUUCUGUAGCUGAAGAGAACUCCAAAGAUGCUGCACCGGCAGAAUCUGUCGAGGAGAUAGAACCAAAUGCUGAGAUAUCUGACACAGAAGGCACCGGUCCAAACGAUCAGGACAUGGCCGUCGAAACCACCCAGCCAGAGAACGAAGUUGCCAGUGCCGAAGCAGAUGCAGAGCAGGCCGAUACCACCAUUCAAGAGCAACCUGCCGACAUCUUGACCGAAUCUACCGAGGACGCUGGCAAACAGGUAGAACCUAUCAGUGAUGAGGCAGUUGCAACCCCAAUUGGGGACUCGACAGCAUCAGAAUCGACAGCGAGAGACGAUAAAGAAACAGACGAAUCUUCCGAAAGUGAGCCAACUGCCGCCGAAACGGAGGCAGAAGCAGAAGCUGAGACAAAGGAUAUACCAGAAGAGGCUACAGAGACGCCGGCGGAGGCUCCUGCUGAGACAGCGGAAGUGACUACUGCAACGGGAGAAGAUGACGCGUCUAAUGAGAAGCAAGUCGAGGAGCAGCCCACUAAUCAUGGCGAAUCCUCAAUCCUACCGUCUGAUCCCGCUGAGCCAGAGAGUACUGAGGUCGUGGAAGAAGAAUCGGAAAAAGAAGUUACUAGUGCCAGCAAUCAAUCUGAAACUGCAGCUGAUACUGUUGACUCAGCGUCCGCCUCAGAUGGCAUCCACGGAGCAAAGGCCACUGUCACCGAGGAUGUACCUAUUGUUGAGGCUGCUGUGCCGAUUGCUGAAGAGGCUAAAAAUGUCGAUACCGAAGCGGCAGAGCCGCAAGAAGCCUCUCCUGGUACGGUCCAUGAGAUAGCUGAGGAGCAGGACUCAGCCAACAAGCAUGAAGGCGUUGAUGUUGAAGCACCUGCAUCAAAGGAUAUCGAUCAGCAGUCUGAUAAGGUUGAUGAAGAGGUUGGAGAUGACUCCGCUAUAGACCUUGGGAAGGAGGAGUUGGAAAUUGAGUCGCAAAUCAUUGAAGAAGCUUCCAAAGAAGAGCCUGAGCCCACUUCUGAGGCAAUAAGCGAAGGACCAGCAGCCGCAGAGCUACUCGCUGAUAAGCCUGCCGUUGAUGGACCUAUCGCUGACGAGCCAGUCGCAGAAGAGGCGGCAGUGAAGGAGCUUGUGACUGGAGCUCAAGAGCCAGACAAUAACUGGCCCGUCGCUGACGAGCCAGCUACAAUUGAAGAGCCAACUGCGGUCGAAGCACCAGCUGCGGUUGAAGCACCAGCUACAGUUGAAGAACCAGCUACAGUUGAAGAGCCAGCUGCGGUCGAAGCACCAACUGCAGUCGAAGAACCAACUGCAGUCGAAGAACCAGCUACAGUUGAAGAACCAGCUGCAGAAGAAGAACCAGCUGCGGUCGAAGCACCAACUGCGGUCGAAGAACCAACUGCAGCCGAAGAACCAACUGCAGUCGAAGAACCAGCUACAGUUGAAGAACCAGCUGCAGAAGAAGAACCAGUUGCGAUCGAAGAACCAGCUGCGAUCGAAGCACCAGCUGCAGAAGAAGAACCAGCUGCAGUCGAAGAACCAGCUGCAGUCGAAGAACCAGCUACAGUUGAAGAACCAGCUACAGUUGAAGAACCAGUUCCAGUUCAAGAAGCACGUAUAGCUGAGGAGGCAGCCGUCGAAGCGCCAGUCGUCAAUGAAUCAGCCGCUGAGGAGCCUGCGGCGAAUGAACCGGCAGCCAAACAAUCAGUUGCCGUGGUCGAUGAGUCAACUAACGAAGCUGCAGUCACAGAGGUGGAGAAACCUGCUGCCGAUGUAGAAGCUAUGGAAACGACAGAAAAAACUGUUGAUGUUGUCGAUACGAAACCUUCGUAAUGCCGAAGAGGCAACAGCAGUUGAUGUGGCUCCAGAGCCCGAAGCUACGUCUGCUAUCGAGGUGGCCACACCU